This is a messenger RNA of Spirodela intermedia, 2474 nucleotides long. NCBI's taxonomy places the organism in Eukaryota, Viridiplantae, Streptophyta, Magnoliopsida, Alismatales, Araceae. The record is from the annotation of a GenBank genome assembly.
AUGACUGGAGAUCGGCUGGUCGUUCUGGUCUUGGCCGUUCUGCUGUGUGCUCCACUCGCAGGCUGUGUCGGCGACGCCGAAAGAGUGAGCUUCCUAUUUCGAAUUGCGUUUGCCCUAUGCUUGGAGGCGUCUGUGCGUCUCCACUACCGGGGGGUUUUUGUUCUCCCUUGUUGGUAUUUCGUUGCGUUUUUCUAGAACCGAAUGCCAUCUCAGGGUGAUCCAAGAGCUUCUCCUGCGCCGGACAAGGUCGCCAAGAUCAAGGCCGCGGUGAACGAGCCAGUGAAGGUUGCCGAUGGUGUGAUGGGAGAAAACGUAGCCCCAGCAGAUCGACGGCCGGAAGGUCAGGGGAACGGGGUCUUGCGCGAGGAUAAGGUGCGAGAGGGUACGAAAACCAAGGAUGAAGCUGGAAAGGGAAUUUCCGCCGGCGAUUCAAGUUCGAAAACCGCGGUUGCCAAAGAGAAAUCUCCUGUGGAAGACUGCGGCGAGAAGAACGGCUGCACCGACACGAAGAACAACUUCGUUGCUUGUCUGAAAGUCCCCGGAAAUGGUAUGUGACCUGAUGCCCUAUCCCCGUCUCAUCAACCUGUGGUUAAUGGCGAAGGAGAUUACGUUUCAGCUUUCAGCAUUAUGCCUUCCCUGUUCUUCUUAGAUUCAUGAAAAACAGUUUGCAGGUUCUGCCAUUCUUCCUAAAUAGAAACAGUCUAAAUGUCUAGCUUUCAAGGGAUUGACUAGUUGGAGGUAAUCACCCAAAUCUUCAUUGUUUUCUAUUUUUUUUUUCAACUUUAAUUAGAGAAUGCAUGGGUUUUUCAUACCCGUGGGUAAAACUUUCGGGCUGGAUAGUUCUCCCCCGAUGUUCUAUCAGUGGAUUGGGGCAUGUUCUUGAAGGCUGUGUGCGUUUGUGUAUGUGUAUGUGUCAGCGAGAGAGAGAGAGAGAGAGAGAGAGAGAGAGAGAGAGACUUUUUUCCAUUUUAUUCAUCAGUCUUAUUCAACUCCUGAAAAGAUGUGAGCAAAGUUGGAUCGGCUUCUGCUUGAAGUAGAAAUUUGAGAACAUUAUUACAUUAAGAGGCGGAUCAUAUGCUGCUGUAUGCAGUGACACUCCAUAGUCUCGCAUAAAUUAUUCAGAUUUCCAUUUUCCCAUGGUAGCAAUUAGGGAUGGACUAGGUUUUAAAAUUUAGGAGAUGGUACUCGUUUCCAUAGUUUUACUGUUUUUAGUAACUUUGAUGGAAAACCCUCACGUUCCUGUUGUUCUUCUCUGGAGGAAAGCUAAAACUGUAAGAGGGGUAGCUCAUGAGGGAGACAGUUGACCUUCAGUACGGUCAAGUGGGCUUUGGAAGGGUUGAUUAGCUGGCUGGCACGUCACGCUGAUUACUGGGUUACUCUCAGUUAAUUUAAAAGCCAAGGAGUUUUUAGAAAACUAGUUCAUGUCUAUUUGCUUCAAAGUAUUUGCAGUUCAUCGGAAAGAACCAAUUCUUCCUAAGAGUGUUGACCAAAGCUUAAAACCCCAGACCCUAAACGUGUGAGAAAACUGAGAAGCAAGACUGGAACUUUGAUCAAGGCCGACUUGAAGUCAAUCACUCUUGGUCAACGGUUCAGGUUUCGAAACAAGUCCCCUUGAUUCUUAAGAAAGAUCGAAGAAACGGCCUCAUUAGGAAAUAUCUCAUGUGCUGUUUGUGGUUAAUGCUGUGGUUCUCUAGAUCUUUUUUUUAGAAAAAAAAAACAUGAAGAACGAUGGAUCAGUGGGUUGAAACUUGUUGAUCUUCUUUAACCCGGCAUUUAUUUUCUGAUUUCAGAUUCCUCAGGUCUCACGCUCUUGAUCGUUAACAAGGGAAUCGGAUCUCUCACUGUCAACAUUCAGGCCCCUGAGCAUGUCAGUCUGGAGAAGUCCGUCGUCCUCCGAGUGAAUGAGCGCAAAACGGUGAAUGCCGAAGCUUCUGCCUAUUCUGGGUCUUGAGCCCGAUUUGCACAGAAUAUUUCUCAAGAUCCUCCUCCCUCACGCCUUCCAAUCCGCCGUGCAGGUGAAGGUCUCGGUGAAGAAAGGCGUUGGCGACGAGUCGAUAAUCUUGAACUCCGGCGAUGGCCGCUGCGAGCUCAGCUUCCCAGAGCUGAUCCCCAACUCCGUGAAGGACGGCAGCGGCGGGGCAUCCGUUCCUUCCUCCGGCAGGCUCCUCUCCCCUGCGGGCUUAGUGUACCUGGCUCUCGCCGCCGUGGCUCUCGCCGUCGUCGCCUGGCUGCUGGUCAAGCACCGGCGGGCGCGCCGGUCGCUCCGCGCGGGGAGCCGCAGGCUGGGCGGAGCUCUGCCCGUCUCCGGCGGGGAACACGGCGCCGCCGCCGGGUGGAACGACGGCUGGGAGGAAAGCUGGGACGACGACGACGAUGACGAGGAGACCCCCCGGACCCCCUCCAAGCCCCUGUCCACCCCCUCCCUGAAGAGACUAGCCCCGAGGAGGUCCAACAGAGACUCCUGGAAAGACUAA